Paramecium sonneborni is the source of this 301-nucleotide messenger RNA. Lineage: Eukaryota; Ciliophora; Oligohymenophorea; Peniculida; Parameciidae. The record is from the annotation of a GenBank genome assembly.
AUGGAGUAUAUAUUUAAAGGAAUGAAUAAUUAAUACUCACUUAUCUAUGAAUAAUAUGUUUAAAUUUAUGAGUCCAAUGUAAAAUAAUUAUGUAAUAGUAUUGAUUAAUAUAAGAUAUAAAUGUAUUAUUUAUCUUAUAAAUAGUAUUCUUAAUAAUGGAUUUCCAAUAUAAGGAAAUUUUCAUAUCCAAUUAAAUAUAUUGAAUGAUUUAGAUCAAAGAUUUUCAAAUUUAUAAUUUACAAUAAAUAGACUUAAAAAAAGAACAAUUCAAAGAUAAAAAAUACAAUAAUGGUUUGAUUGA